AUGAAUGAAACCAAAAGCACUGCGUCUCAAUCUUCAAAAAAAAGCUGAGCCAGUUCUUCGAUAGCUCGAAGUGUCUUGAAAAGGGCCAUAACCAGAACUUUUCUUGCUCAAAAUUUAACUAAAAUCCCACAAAAAAACUCUUAUUUUCCGGAUACUCAUAAAACUAAAGAAUGACGUCUAAGUUUUGGAGUUUUGAAGCCUGACAGCUUAUGAAAACUGGGUUGAGAUAUUUUAGGCGUUUUUCAAAUUCUUUACUUAGCGUUUACCUUGCCUUUCGCGUUAAGUUAUGGAAAUGUAAGUAACUUUAGCUUGAUUAUCAAGUUUAUUGAAGUUUUUUGUUAUUUAGAUAUUUUGAUCAAUUUUAACACAGGCUACUAUACAGGGAGCAUUUUGAUAAAGGAUCAUAAGCUUAUAUGCAAGCGUUACUUGAAAUCCUGAUUUUUUUGAGAUCUAGUAUCUUCUAUUCCACUUGAAGAUAUGCUGCCUUAUAUGGAAUUAUCAGCUGUUGAAGAAGACCCAAGCAAUCCUUUUGAAUUUGACUCUUUAUAUUUAAUAAAAACCCUUUGAUUAUUACGGCUUUUAAGGUUUUCUAAAGUGCAAAGUAUUAUAUAUACAUUUUUCUUUGAAUUUAUACUAAAAUAAUAUAAAUUUUCUAAUAGGCUACUUAAAAAAAAGUAUUAUACAAUAUGAUGAACCAAUUCCCCAGCCCAACUCUUAUGGUCCUAAUAAGGGUCCUAUCAUUCUUAGGUCUUGCCUUUUAUGCUGUACAUUGGAUGUCAUGCAUUGUUUUUUCUGCCCACCGUCUAUCAUAUCAGACACUCCCAGAAGCCUGAAGUAAUUUCAAUAUUCCUCGGUUUGACAAAUAUAUAUAUUACUUCUUCUAUGUCUUUGAAACCAUGGCUACAGUCGGAUAUUUAUCAAUCGCCACAGAUCCCAGAGAAAAAAUAUUGGUGCUAUUAGUCAUGUAUACGUCUGGACUUAUUUAUGGGUAUUUAAUUGAAGGAGUUAAAGAAGCCAUCGCAAAAUCAGGAGAAAGAUCAGCUUACUAUAGAAAUAUAUUCCAAAAAUAAUUCCUGAGUUUUCUCAUAUUUUUUAUAGUAAUUAGUUUGUUAGUUACUAAAAAUGGUAUAGCUCUUCAGAUAAAAUACUAUAUGAACAGUCAUAAAUUGCCAUCUGCGCUAAAAGCCAAGGUUUUCCGCUAUAUAGAAAACCUUGAAAGAAUUGCUGAUGAAAAUAUCUUGGACGAAACAGAAGUUUUACAGUCUUUUUCUUUAACAAUAAAAGAAGAAAUUUUAUUAAGGACAAGAGGGUUGUAUUUAAUUAAUAGUGCUCCAUUUAGGAACUAUAGCCAGUAUUUCUUAAGGUAUUUGGUUCAUUUUUUAGAUGUAGAGGUGUUUGGGCCUCAUGAUAGAAUUGUAAAAGAAGACCAGCUGGAAAGGAGCAUGUAUUGGAUUUUUAAUGGGUCGGUAGAAAUUUAUGACCAAAAAACUUUGACCACUUUUAGAGAACUUUUUAAAGGAAAGUAUUUCGGAGAAAUUGGCUUUUUUCUAGGCCAAAAAAGAUGUGCUUCUGUAAGCUCUACAGGCUAUACUGAGCUUUUUGAGCUGAAACAUUCAAAAUUCAAUAAUCUUAUUAAAGUAAGACAUAAUGAAGAAGAGGUCACAAAGCUAUUAGUAAGGCAAUGUGAACAAGAUUUAAGUGCGCUCGGUGUUAGGUGUUAUUUUUGUUCAGAAAUGGGGCAUACAGCUAGAGACUGCAAACGAUAUGUUUAUAUUGUGGACUAUAAUUCUAUUAUAAGAAAAUCUGACUAUAGAAAAUACAAAAUUUCAAAAACUGUUAAAAAAAAUGAAAAAAAUGACUCGAAUAAAUCGUUUAAAAAGAAAGUGGCGGGGAUUGAACAAUUUAGAAGGUAUGGGAUUAAAAACCUCCCUGGCAGGCCAGAAAACUUUGGGUCUUUUAAAAAUAGGGCUACUUUGAUGCAGAAAGCAAGGUCUUAUCAGACUGAUUCUUCAAGAUUGACAUUUGAUUCAAGAUUAGCGCUAAUAGAAGAAGCCAAGCUACUAGGAGACGAUUUUGAUAAGUCGCCUGAUGUGAUGCCAGCUUCUUAUCAAUUUAGCAAAAAUUUUGUAAAUGUCCAUUCAAUGAAAACAGAAAAAAUUCAUCCAAGCUCAAGCUGAGAAGACUCUUUUUCUUAUCCUUUAGAAGUACCGAAUUUUGAAAAACAUGGUUUGUUGCUAUAA
This is a messenger RNA of Blepharisma stoltei, 2240 nucleotides long. Lineage: Eukaryota; Ciliophora; Heterotrichea; Heterotrichida; Blepharismidae. The record is from the annotation of a GenBank genome assembly.